Nymphaea colorata (pocket water lily) is the source of this 414-nucleotide messenger RNA. RefSeq lists its product as uncharacterized. NCBI's taxonomy places the organism in Eukaryota, Viridiplantae, Streptophyta, Magnoliopsida, Nymphaeales, Nymphaeaceae. The record is from RefSeq and is a predicted model, not a curated record. Bases 1 to 414 code for a protein of 137 amino acids. The transcript has a single exon. Gene Ontology annotation, molecular function: calcium ion binding.
AUGAGCAUCGCGGUGUUGGACGGCGCAACCAUCAGGUCCUUUGUGGGGGACGACGAGGCCUUCCGUCGCUCCGUCGACGACCGCUUCCUCCGCCUCGAUACCAACCGCGAUGGUCUCCUCUCCUACUCCGAGUUCCUCCACGAGCUCCAGCGGCUGAGGGUCCUCGACUCCUCCGGCUUCGGCGAAGAAGAAGCAGCGUGCAGCGGGGAGCAGCUGCCGCUCAUCUAUGCCGCCAUGUUCCAGGCUUUCGACCGGGACAGGAGCGGAGCCAUCGACAGGGCGGAGUUCAGGGAGGAGAUGAAGCGGAUGCUGCUGGGCGUGGCCGACGGCCUGGGGGCUCUGCCCGUCCAGAUGGUGCUGGAAGACGACAGCUUCCUGAAACUCGCCGCCGACCUCGAGUCCUCUGCCUUCUGA